GGGGGCUCUCUCUCUCUCUCCCCCUAUUACUGACGGGAGGGGGCGGAGCCCGCGCGCCGUGACUGUAACGCGAUAGCAGCUCUGCUCAAAAGAGCGAUCCCUCUCACACACGCUUACGCACAGCUCGCAGAAGGACGCACGCCGGUGUCCGAGCCGCGCGGGUCUACAGCAGGGAGCGCGAGGCACGCCGGAGCUUUACGGACUUCCUUUAUUUUAUUUUAUUUUUUUAACAAACCCGGACUGAGCUUUUCCAGCUGCCGCCACGAAGCGGCAAAAAAAAGGCAAACCUCGUGUGCGCAAAAACAGGCGAGGACGCGGCGGUCAGGAGGAGACGCGGGAACUUGACGCGCCGUGGAGCCGCCGUCCAGACUCCCGAAGCCCCGGGGCUGAGGGGGGAGUUUAUCCCUCAACCACACUCUGGAUCAAAUCCUAAAUGGACAGACGAACUCUUCUCUGUGACGCGCGCUCACAGGUCCCCCUACACAUGGUUUAGAGAGCACUGAAGGAUAUUUUAUUUUUGUUUUUACUUCUUUUUGUUUUUCCUCCGCUGGAUAGUAUUUGGAUCGAAUUGGAGAAACAUCGGGACAUUUAGAGCAAGUUUUUUCCCCUCUUUUAAGAUGGAUUUUGUGGCGUCUGUGGUUGGAUUUUUAAUGGCACUGUGUCAUCUGACAUGGAGAGUCAAAGGAGAGUGUGGCAGCGCCUCACAUCCCAUCGUCUUAGAUGCCGGCAAGGCCGGCUACAUCACCUCACCUGGUUAUCCUCAGGAGUACCCGAGUCAUCAGGACUGCAACUGGAUCAUUAAGGCGCCGGAACCGUCGCAGCGCAUCAUCCUCAACUUCAACCCUCACUUCGAGAUCGAGAGGCUCGACUGCAAAUACGACUACAUCGAAAUCCGCGACGGGACUUCCGACACGGCGGAUGUUCUGGGUCGACACUGCAGCAACAUCGCCCCGGCGCCCAUCGUCUCGUCGGGUCCAUCGGUGAAAGUCCGCUUUGUCUCAGACUACGCCCAUCAGGGGGCGGGCUUUUCCCUGCGCUAUGAGAUCUUCAAAACAGGGUCCGAGUUUUGCUUCCGCAAUUUCACCAACCCAUCCGGCACAAUUGAGUCCCCGGGGUUUCCAGACAAAUACCCUCACAAUCUGGAGUGCUCUUACAUGGUCAUCGCCCCGCCCCACAUGGACAUCACCCUCACGUUCUUGACCUUUGAUUUGGAGAACGACCCCCUCCAGGUGGGCGAAGGCGAGUGCAAGUACGACUGGCUGGACGUGUGGGACGGACUUCCGCAAGCGUCUCCUCUGAUUGGACGGUACUGCGGAACCAAAAUCCCUCCGGAGAUCCAGUCGUCCUCGGGCCUACUGUCCCUCUCCUUCCAUACGGACAUGGCGGUGGCCAAAGACGGAUUCUCCGCUCGCUACAACAUGACGCACAAGGAAGUUUCCGACUCGUUCCACUGCAGCACGGCGCUUGGAAUGGAGUCGGGAAAGAUCAGUGACGAUCAAAUCAAGGCCUCGUCCAGCUUCUACGACAACCGUUGGCUACCUCGCCAGGCUCGCCUCAACAACUACGACAAUGCCUGGACGCCGUCGGAGGACAGCAACAAGGAGUUCAUCCAGGUUGACCUGCAAUUCCUCAAAGUUUUGACUGGAAUUUCCACCCAGGGGGCCAUCUCCAAGGAGACGUUGAAGUCUUACUACGUCACCACUUUCAAACUGGAAGUCAGCACCAACGGAGAGGACUGGAUGAUGUACCGGCACAGCAAAAACCACAAGAUUUUCCAUGGGAACACCGACCCGACCGAGGUGGUUCUGAACCGCGUCCCACAGCCCGUGUUGGCCCGAUACGUCCGGAUCCGACCGCAAACGUGGCAGAACGGGAUCGCCCUGCGCUUUGAGCUCUACGGAUGCCAGAUUACAGAUGCUCCGUGCGCCAACCUGCAGGGAAUGCUGUCCGGGCUCCUCCCAGAUUCCCAGAUUUCGGUGUCGUCCAGCCGGGACGUGGUGUGGAACCCAGGCGCCGCUCGGCUGGUGGCGAGCCGCUCCGGCUGGUUCCCGGCGCCAGCGCAGCCUCUGACCGGAGAAGAGUGGCUACAGGUGGAUCUGGGAGUACCGAAGACGGUCCGUGGAGUCAUUACCCAGGGGGCUCGGGGAGGAGACCCAGGAAGUGCGACGGAAAACCGGGCGUUUGUCAGGAAGUAUAAGGUGGCGCACAGCCUUGACGGAAAGGACUGGAACCUCAUCAUGGACUCCAAAACAAGCCUACCCAAGAUUUUUGAAGGGAACACACACUAUGACACCCCGGAGCUCCGACACUUCGAGGAGACGGUGGCUCAGUACAUCAGGCUCUACCCUGAGCGGUGGUCUCCAGGAGGGAUCGGGAUGCGUGUGGAGAUCCUGGGAUGUGACCUUCCAGAAGUCAGCACUCCAGCCACUGUCACAACAACGGCGCCUCCUGACACCGAAACCACCACUGUUCCCGUCACCACUACAGUGGCCUCCCCUCCUCCUUCCGACUCCGUGUGUGAUUUUGAACAUGGCCUGUGUGGGUGGACGCACGACCCCAACUCCCCACUGCUUUGGUCCACACACAGCCAAGCUCUCAACAGCUACAUCUACAUCGAUGCCAGCGUGAAGACGGAGCAGCAGAGAGCCAAACUCAUCAGCCCCACGGUAGCUGCCGACACCGGACCCUUGUGCCUCAUCUUCUCCUACCAGCUGUGGGGGGAGGCGCAGGGCCACCUGAGGGUACUGCUGAGGGACCCCCACAACGAGGAAUCCGUCCUGUGGACUCUGAAGGACGAUCAAGGCCCUGUCUGGAAGGAGGGUCGCACCAUCCUUCCUCGGUCUCCCAAAGACUUCCAGGUUGUGAUGGAGGGCUUCUUUGAGCGUGGCACCAGAGGACACAUCUGGGUAGACAACAUCCACAUGAGCUCCAGCUCCCCUCUCAAAGAAUGUACACAGCCCAUCACCGCCUUUCCUCCGGAAAACUCAGGGGGAGGUGUUCCCGUGCCUCCCUUGCCCAUCCACUGGUAUUACAUUAUGGCUGCUGGCGGCGCCCUCCUACUCCUGGCAGCGGCCAUCUUGGUCAGAGCUCUCUGUUGCUGCCGACAACACCUUGCCACCAAGAAGAGCCAGCUGUCAGUGGCCUACCACAGCUCCUCGCAGUGCUUCCAGUAUUCGAACUGGUCAACCAGUAUGGCCACCCCCGGGGUGGAGCCGGUCCUUACAGUUAGACUGGACAGCCGGGACCGACAUCGCACCCUCUGCUAAAGCGGUGCGUCUUGUUGGCGGUACGGAUCAGCAGCAUGAGUCCUACAAGACCUUCCUUUGGUUUCCUGGCUGUAAUUUCCCUUCUCUCGGAGACUCUGCUGAAGUUGAGUCGUCCUUGUGAAGCCACCCCAGCACGGACCCACAUAAAGAUGUGUGUGGGCUGGAGAAAACCAGGGUGGGGGCAGUUGGUUCUGUUGCAAGAGGCUGGCAGAAGCUGCCAAACCACAAGCCCCCAGGGACACGUGGAGCUCUGCGGUGCCACAAGCAAAAACUGUUAGGCAGGGGAGGUCUUUCGGCGGUCUUUUGGACUGGGAAACCUCAGAAAUGGUAUCCCCCGCACCACAGACCCUCUCAACGACGCAUGUGCACAUCUCCAAACCGCUGGAAUGCUUGAUUGUACAGCCCCGCACCUCGGGUGGAGAUAAGCCUCUUCUGAUGAUCAGUCAUGGAUCCGCUGUUUCAUCUUGAUUCUUUGGCGUAAUAAAGCGCGCCGUUCCACCCCCGUUCGUGCUUCAUGCCAGCCCCUCCAGUUGUUCCCCUUGUCUUUGAAUUGCCCAGAUAAAAGCAACAUGUUUUCAGUGUGAAUAUGUGCUUGUUGUUUUUAGGCUUGUAAAUAGAAACAGCUGUCUGCCAUCUCGACUUCUCCAUUGAUUUAUUUCUCCUACAAAUCCCACAAUGCAGCUGCCUUUUUUUUUUACUCUCUAAAUAUCUGCUCUCAAUCAAAGGAUUCUAUAAAACCAGAGCAGAGCUGCAAGUGCCAGUGCUAAUAUUUAUCACAUCUGGGAGGUAAAAGCCUGUUUUAUUGUGAAAUGUCUCAAAAAAGUGAGACCGAGGUUGACAAGUUGGCACCACUUCCUCCCUCAUCAGUCACCGCAGAGGAGGUGAGAGCUGACACCAGCUCAGCAGGUUUAAACGAAAUUGAGGUCUUCGCUUGGCGACUUAACCUGGAACUGCUUUCUGGGUCUGUCACAGCUGCAAAAAUCCAUCACAGCUCAGCAGAAAGAAAGUGCCUCAAUUGGUUUACACAAUUACAUAGCAGCACUUUCUCUCUCUCUCGAGUGAAAAAAAUAAUAAAUAAAUGUAUAUGUUUUUGGCACACUCCCACUCUGUGCUUUUAAAUCAACUUGGGGGAGGAAGGGGGAGGGAAAGGGACACUAUACCUGAUCUAUCCCCACACCCAUUAUGCACCAAGCUUCUAAUAGUUGUAAUUAGUUAAUGGAUAGAUAACAUUUAUUAAGGCUGCGGUAAGCACUUUUCUGCCCCCCACCACACACACACACAUCCACCGCACCUCCAUCGCUCAAGCCGCUGCCAACUCCCGUUGCUGUGGAAACAGCAUCAAUAAUGCCAUUGGCCAUCAAAGGCCUCCAGAUCCAGACGAGUGCCUUGCCAAGCAGAUACUCCCACUCCUAAACGCUUGCCAAGACCAGCAAACACACACACACAUACACAAAGUGGAGUGAAAAACUGGUGUACAGUUGAGGUGCUGCUCAGAAUGGACUGCAGCCACCGGUUUUCUUCUGUCGUCCAAUCAUUCUUAAUUUUCAAUGGUGCUGAUUGUACUUACCUUGUGAUGUUUUCUGUUUGUAUUAACACAGAAUGAGCAGUCUUAUACCAUCAGUGUUUGACAGGAAUGUUUGUCUAAUAAUAAAGUUGUAUUUUUCUAUUAAA
Molecule: messenger RNA, 4937 nt
Organism: Oryzias melastigma (Indian medaka)
Lineage: Eukaryota; Metazoa; Chordata; Actinopteri; Beloniformes; Adrianichthyidae
Gene: nrp2a
Product: neuropilin 2a
Exons: 17
Coding region: 618-3266 (882 amino acids)
Biological process (GO): vascular endothelial growth factor signaling pathway; axon guidance; angiogenesis
Cellular component (GO): membrane
Molecular function (GO): semaphorin receptor activity; vascular endothelial growth factor receptor activity
Source: RefSeq, a predicted model, not a curated record